AUGCCGUGCAGCCUCCUACCAGCGUACCAAGUCUACCCGGUGUUUCUUAUUCUCCAUGACGUUAAGUUCAGGGCUGUGGCUAGACCUAAGCGUGCAACUGGCGCAAAGCCAGAUGGCCGCGUUCUCAUCUCCGUGUACUUGGCGGAGUCUUCUCAUGAGAGAGACUUAUGGAUUAAGUGGGAGCCAUGGGAGGGCCAGACAAGGCUUGGGGCUCAGGGAAUUAUAGGGAAGAAGCAUGUCGGUCCAGGUCGGGUGUAUCGGUUCGACUACGAAGAGACAGAGGAGAACAAUUCAGUAUUGCAGGUGGGACGGAACAUCACCAAAAUGAAACUCCUCGUCCGGGAAUUCCUGGCUCGACAGAACUCAUCUCAGCCGUUCUUUCUAUACGUGGCCUUCCACGACCCUCAUCGCUGUGGUCAUUCUCAUCCGGAGUACGGUCCCUUCUGCGAGAGAUUCGGGGAUGGGAGUCCUGGCAUGGGACGAAUUCCUGAUUGGGAUCCCCACGUCUUUCCCGCGUCCCAGAUCCCCGUCCCAGAAUUCCUUCCUGAUACCCCCAGGGCUAGAGAGGAUCUGGCAGCCUAUUUCACCAUCAUCGAUCGACUGGACCAAGGGAUAGGAUUGAUUCUAAAAGAGCUCAAGGAUUUCGGGUUCCAUGAAAACACCUUGGUCAUCUACUCCUCGGACAACGGACCCCCUUUUCCCGAUGGAAGAACCAAUCUCUACGAACCCGGAGUGCAGAUACCCCUUGUGAUCAGGUCGCCGUACUUGCCUCGACAAAGACCCAAAUCCCCUGCUUUUGUUUCACUGCUGGACGUAAUGCCGACGAUCUUGGACUGGUUCGAGAUUCCCCUUCCAAAAUAUCGCAUAUUUGGGGGCAAACACGAUCCAAUUGUCACUCUCUCCGGCAGAUCUCUUCUUCCUCUCCUUGAUCCUCAGCAGCAACCGAAUGAUGGAAGCCUCCGCCCGAUCGUUGAAUUCUUUGUGUGCACCCAUCGCCUUGGAUCAUUCGAUAAGCAGCUCCGGACACGAAUCAGAAUCGUCAGUGGAGUAGAGCAGGGCAAUCGUUAUAGUUUUGGAGGAAGAGGGUCCUGA
Darwinula stevensoni is the source of this 1092-nucleotide messenger RNA. The record is from the annotation of a GenBank genome assembly. Lineage: Eukaryota; Metazoa; Arthropoda; Ostracoda; Podocopida; Darwinulidae.